CAAUCGCGUGCCAGAAGAACACGGCUCGUAAUUUUGAACAGACGGAGAGCAGCCAGGCAGAGCCGAGCUUUAUCAAUGCUGUCAUUCACAUGCUGAUAAAUAUGAGUACUCAUGUUAUCACUCCUGGACCGUACCGAGCCACAAAACUGUGGAACGAGGUGACCCGUUUGUUCCGGGCCGGUAUGCCCCUCAGGAAACAUCGCCAGAACUUCCGGCACUACGCCUCCUGCUUCACGGCCUCUGCCGCUGUGGAGUGGCUUCACCAGCUGCUCCGUAGCAACAGCAAUUUUGGCCCUGAUGUCACCAGGCAGCAGACGGUGCAGCUCCUGAAGAAGUUUCUGAAGAACCAUGUGAUCGAAGAUGUAAAGGGUCGCUGGGGCACGGAGGAUCUGGAGGACAACAACAUGCUGUACAGGUUCCCCUCCACUUCUCCUCUGAAGCCCAUUCCCCAUUCAGCUCCAGCCUCGGCCCCUGGCUCCAUUAAGAAAAGGCCUUCAUUCAGGGACAAGGAAGGUUUAUUCAAGUUUAGGAGUAUUAAGAAGCAUGAGAAGGAGACACAGGAAAAUGUAGAUCCUGCCCUCCAAGCCGGAGGAGAGGAUCAGCCAACAGGAGAGCAGCAGGUGCAGAGACGAGAGCUGACAGUGGAGGAUGAACAGGAGAUCUGGAGAGACACCACCCUGACCCACCUGCAAAGGAUUCUGGGUGUCGCAUCUCUUGAUGAGGUUUUAGAACAACGCUAUGUAAACCCAGAGAACAUCAUUCAUAAUAUGACCAAAGUCAACAAGCAUGGAGUGGUCACAUUGGAUGACAAGACCAAUGACCUUCCACACUGGGUUUUAUCUGCCAUGAAGAGCCUGGCCAGCUGGCCGAAGUACGACAGCGCACAGCCGUCUUAUCCCGGCUUUGAGAGAGAUGUCUUCAAAACGGUGUCUGAUUACUUCUACAGCCUUCCGCAGCCUUUACUCACAUACGAACUGUAUGAACUAUUUAUCAACGUCCUGGUGUUUUGUGGGUAUGUUGCAGCACCCACGAUACACCAACGUGGUAAACGCAAGAAGAGUGACCUCCCCUCGGCGCCCCCCCCAGCCAAGACGUCUUUCCGCUCCACAGAGUGCCUCCUCCUGUCGCUUCUCAGACAGGGGACAUGCGAUGAGACGGAUUCGCCAAUGACAGAGGUGCUUGGUGGGAAGGUUCAGUCCCGUCUGGAAGCUUUGAAAGAAGGCGUUGCCAAUGCAGGUGAUGGUCAGUUGGAUGGUGACAGUUGCACAAGCCUGAGUGCAGUUGGUUCUAUGAGGCCUCGAACCAGAAGUUGCUCACUGGAAACUAUCCUAGAUGACUCUGCCCCUCUCACCCGGCAACAGCUAUUCCUGUCCAAUGACAGCCUGGCGUUCAGCGCCUAUACCAACAAGAGCCAGGAUGACAGCCCUGCCAUCACAAUGCCCCACAGUUGUACAGACUUUACAUCUGUAUCCAAAGCAAGCCCCAUUACUUGUGAAAAUGCCCCUGGAGUUACCACCAGAAGUAGACUAUCUGUAGCAGGACUGUCAGCGACACAGAGGUCACACCCCUUGCGGCCACGCAGUGUAGGCAGCUGUCUGGACAUUGUUAUAGAAACCAGGGAGGAAGAUGUCAUGGAGACCGAGUGGCAGGGUCGAGCAACUAGCUGUGUUAACGUGAACACUCCUGCAGACCAGCAUCACUCCUCCUCAGCUUCACAUCCUCCCUCGUUGUCAUCCAAUCACCAUUCUUCUUCCUUUUAUCAUCCUUUUCCUUCCUUCUCUUCAUCUGCUAUGGCCAAAGUACAAGGUUCUUAUGCUGCUACAGGACCUAGUGGGCCCAGGCCCGCCUCCAGUAUUGCUAAUCUUUGGACGCUUCCUGCACCCGCUGUUGUCCGACGUUGCCUCAGCUCUCUGGAUGUGUCGAAGCCGUCUCGACCUGUUUCACUGUUCCAACCGCCUGUCUGUGUGCCCACCAGCAAAUCCCAGCUCCCCCAACCCAAACCUGAGCACAGCCUUCUCCAGCCUCAGUGUGAGCGUGUUGCCAUCGAGGCCCUGCAGCUCUGCACACUCCUCCUCCCCCCAGACUCUCGCAGGAAGUUGCAGCUCCUCAUGAGGAUGAUGUCCCGCAUCAGCCAGAAUGUGGACAUGCCCCGCCUCCAUCCCGCCAUUGGCACCCGAACACUGAUGGUUCACACCUUUUCAGGCUGUGUCCUAGGCAGUGCAGAGGAGUGUGAUCUGGAUGAGCUGUUAGCUACCAGACUGGUGUCAUUUCUAAUGGACCAUCAAGAAAGCAUCCUCUCGGUUCCAGAGUACCUUGUCAGUGCUAUCAAUGACCAAAUACAGUACCUGCGCACAGUACAGAUCCCGAUCGAUAGUGUUUCUAAUGCCGAUGGCGGCGCUCCAGUUUGCGCUCCAGUUCCCAUCUACGCGUUUUGUCAUCAGAUUAGCAGCGCUGAGUUUGAACAGCAAAAGCAGGUAUCUUCUCAGAAGGCCAUGGAGGAGCUGCUGGAGAUCCUGCUGACAAACCAAAACAUAAGUGAGAAGGACAGACGCAAGAAACUGAAGCAGUUUCAGAAGCAGUACCCAGACAUCUACUGUCGUCGGUUCCCCUCCUCAGACCGGGAAAACAACAAGCCAAAGAUUAAACCUCCCCUCCUCAACAUCAAGAAAACCAAAGCUUUCAGCAUCAGGAACUAAACUAACCAUCCAGGUGUCACCAUUAUAGAAGCCACAGUCUUUAUGCCAUUUUUGCUGCACUAUUACUGCACUGACAUUAAGAGAUUUGUAAAAUUCACUUCUCUUUGCAGCCAUCAACGUUUCCUUGUUACAUUGGAAAUACUAUUAUUUCUAUUGUGUCUCACUUAUGUACUAAUAUGAGAGUUAAUGCAGGCUGGAAGACUUCUACAAUGGUAAAUGUGUGUAUUCGUGCUGUGUGAAUGUUUGGGUUGACAGCUGAGUUAGCUGAAGGCAGGUGGACAGUUUGUUAGAGCAGUUCACGUUCAUUACUGUGUCCAAAUAUAAUGUGUUUGAUGAAGUUCAUUGAUCUGUGUUCAUUGGGAUUAGUCGAAUUUUCUCUUUUUACCCAGUUUAGUUUUCUCUCACCUGUCGUCUCUAUUGCUAGCUGAUACUGACCUGUUUGUGUUUGCAUGUGCAUGCGUACAAGAGUGCAUUUUGGGAGAUGAAAUUCUGAGAUCACUGGUCUAUAUGGGAGUAAUUUGACUAUCAAUUUCUUAAUUUAUAUGAAUGAUGACAUUGGGAGCAGUGCUAGAUAUGUCUUGUGUGUCUUUGUCAUGUUAAUUGUUUUUAUAAACUUUACUAAACUUUUUAUUAUAUCAGAAUCAGCAUAGAAAGUUUUAUUUGAAAUGACAUUGAAGUUUGAAUUAGUUUCAUUCUUUUGCCUCUGGCUUUCUUUUUCCUUCUGUUGCUUUCGCUUGUGUUUUCUUUUUUGUAGUGAUGUUUUAGGUUUUUCUCAUAAGGGAACUUUUGAUUUUCAGGAUCUUAGUUUUUCAUAUACAACUCGGUUAUUGUAAAUGGACUUUCCCAGUUCCUUGUGUUUGUUUGUUUCAUCUCGAACCCAUGCCUGCUUAGUUGUUUUUGGCUAGAGAAAUGUUUUGCACUGGAUUUAGGCAUUGUGGAUAGCCAAUAAGGUUAAGCCAAACAUCAGAAUUGUUAAUUUAUACAUAUUUAAUGCAUAUUAGACUCCCCAGGUUAGUCAAGUUUUAGUGUAAACUGUUGCCUCAGCUUGUAAAUAAAGCCUCAUGAAGUUUUUAUUUUUUGUUUUUCUUCAACAACUGCAGCAAUUAAUCAUUUGAAAGCAGUGAAGUGGCUAUAGACUGUACUUAUUGCUUGUAAUGAGAGUCAGAUGGCAUCCAUUAAUUUCAGUGAUUGAUGCUAACAGGUAAUUAGUAAACUGAGGUGCAAUACAGUCAAGUGUCUGAGGAAAUGUCAAGCUGUGUUUUUUUAAUUUUAUUUAUCUUAUAUGAAGUAUUAGUUCAACCCUGAUAUGUUUGUCUAUACCUCAGAUCAAAUGGCGUACAUUUGUGUAUGUCUAACCAUAUAGUGUAUACACUCAUCAGCAGUGUAUUUGGCGCAGACUUUUACAAAGCGGAGUGUAUCUUGUUAACCUUAACAGUUGCACUCUUCUUCUACAUUGUUUACUAUGCAAAGUCUUGGGAAAUAAACCUCUUCAGCUGUCCUAUUUAAA
Molecule: messenger RNA, 4203 nt
Organism: Micropterus dolomieu (smallmouth bass)
Lineage: Eukaryota; Metazoa; Chordata; Actinopteri; Centrarchiformes; Centrarchidae
Gene: depdc1
Product: DEP domain containing 1a
Exons: 13
Coding region: 90-2696 (868 amino acids)
Biological process (GO): intracellular signal transduction
Source: RefSeq, a predicted model, not a curated record